AUGCAACGACCCCACACCAUCAUCAGUCUAUUUACUUUCCUCAUCUUCUCUCCGCCCCCUCUGCAACUGCCCAUUUUCCAUACCCCCAACCCAGCCAUCUUUCCUCCAUCCACCUCCAACGGUCUACCUUUUUUUCCUCCACAUCCAAACCCCGUCACCUUUUCCGCCGUCUCCCCUCUCUCUACCGCCGCCACCACCUCACCUCGAUACCGCGCCACGAUCAUCGUAAGCCCUCUACCGCCGCUACCCGCCUCUCUUCGCUUCCUUGCUUCUUCGCGCCCUAACAACCCCAACCUUCCCGCUACAACCAGUACCAACCUCCGAACCCGGCCCGCUCUCCAUCCAUCAGCCUCCUACACCGUACCGUCACCGCGCACCGCCUCUGUUCCCGUCUUUCCAAAAGCCGCCCUCCGCCCGCACCUACCCAACGACCACUUCUCCCCACACUUUCCGGCACCUCGCCCAAACCUCAACGCGGCCGCCAUUACCCUCACCUCAAUCCCCUUCCACAACCAACCUCUUCUCUUCCCUCCAUUUCCUCCUUACUCUCCUUACUUACUCUCCUUGUCUUUCCUCUUCCACCAGCGGCUUGCUGUUCAAGCCGCCACCUCGCCGCGCUUCGUCUCCUCCAACGAUCACCACAACCCCACAACCCGGUUACACCGUCGUCGCCGUACGAAGCCGCCUCCGCCAUCUUUUCGACCGCCGUCAUCACGAUUUCUACCGACGCCUCCUUGCUACUCUACUCUCCCCAUCUUCUUUUACCCGACCCCGCCACCACAGCUAUUGCUUUUGCCGUCCGUGUAG
Acanthosepion pharaonis is the source of this 807-nucleotide messenger RNA. Lineage: Eukaryota; Metazoa; Mollusca; Cephalopoda; Sepiida; Sepiidae. The record is from the annotation of a GenBank genome assembly.